Syngnathus typhle (broad-nosed pipefish) is the source of this 4368-nucleotide messenger RNA. It is a transcript of the gene tspy, whose product is annotated as testis specific protein Y-linked. Bases 472 to 2118 code for a protein of 548 amino acids. NCBI's taxonomy places the organism in Eukaryota, Metazoa, Chordata, Actinopteri, Syngnathiformes, Syngnathidae. The record is from RefSeq and is a predicted model, not a curated record. Gene Ontology annotation, cellular component: nucleus; chromatin. Gene Ontology annotation, biological process: nucleosome assembly. The transcript is spliced from 8 exons. Gene Ontology annotation, molecular function: chromatin binding; histone binding.
ACCGCGACGUUCUACAGCCAAUCGGAACAUUGUUAUUCCUUUGGAUAACGCGGAUCGUAAGAUAAAGGAUUUAGCUAACACAAACUAACACAAAGAACGCUCUUUUCACGUCGCAAAUUUAGGAUAGCGACACGAUGCAGUUCGUUUGAUCGUCCUUCGUCUUGCUCGACUUGCCUUUUUGCGGAAAUGAGUCGCCCCGACUGCGAGGAUACAAGACAUGGGUAACGUCGCGCUAACUAGCGUUAGCAUCUAACGGCUACUUCCUGUCGUUUCCUGGAGGCCACGACCAACCCGCAUCCUACUCAGUCCUCAUAAAGGAUGUGAAUUCCGUCAAGAGUUGUCUCAUACAAUUGCGCUACCAACGACGCUUAUCCAGCGUGUUGAAUCGAGUGUGAGUGGGUACGUUGAAAUUUCUCGUCAUCGUGUUUGCGGGCUACCUAGCCUGGUAGCUCUUUUGGCUAGCUCGCCAGCAUGAGUGAAUUGACGGAUAGCAAGCAGAGCGCCAACUCCGAAUCGAGGAAAAGGUGUCCGUCACCGGAUCGGGAUUCUGUUCCCAACAAGUCCUCGAAAGCGGAUGACGCGUGUAAUGAAGUGCCGGAUGCCUCGGAGAGAUUCAAAAACGGGGAGAGCACCGAAGCCGCUGGGCAAGAGAGACAUUCUAAGCAUGAAGAGGAAGCAGAAACUUCGCAAACUGCACACAGUCCCGCUUCUGCACCUGUCAACAACUCCAAUUCUGAUGAGCACCAAUCCAAGGAAACCCAGCCAUACAAGGCGCACAGAUAUGCUGAGGCGAAGAACGAUGCAGAUGCAUGCACAGGAGUCGAUCCUUGCAAUCUUAUGGACCAGUCUGAUUCUGACCCGGCAGCCAUAGCAGCUGCCGAAGCACUCGCCAGCCUCACAGGCGGAGACGGCGAAAACAGCCGAGAGACUCCGUGCUCGUCUAAAAGAGCCAAACACGCCAAGCAGGGGAGCAAAGUCAAUCACCGUGGGGACCAUCAGAUCCUCAGAGCUCAUUCUAAAACACGGGCAGCUGCUGCAGACAGCUCCACGUGCCUGCGCAGCACAGACAAAGAAGAUGCGGAUGAUACCGCAAACGCAGGUGAAGGUGACGAAUCCAUGUCUGGAUCUUCUUCCGCACCAAGUUCCUCUUUCCCGUCUGAGAACGAGGACAAUGAGGAUGGUGAGUGCGCCAUUGUGUCUGUUAAGAUGGCUCCCAAGAUGAGACAGUCAGUGGCUCUCCUGGCGCAGGUACAGAUGAAACUGGAAGCUAUCGAGAAGAAAAGCACCUGGUUCCACCAGCGCUUGGAGCUGAAGAUUGGCCGCAUGCGCCGGCCUCACCUCGAUCAACGUCGCGCCAUCACAAAAACUAUCCCCGGCUUCUGGGUGACGGCUCUACUGAACCACCCGCACCUCUCGGCUCACAUUGACGAGACAGAUGAGGAUGCUCUCAGCUACAUGACUGAUCUUGAAAUUGACACGUUGAAGAACCACAAAGUGGGUUUCCAGAUUCGCUUCCACUUCAGACGGAACCCGUACUUCCAGAACACCAUCAUCAUGAAAGAGCUGCACAUCGGACUGGGAGCAACUCCAACGUCCAUGUCCAACACCAUCCUGUGGAAUCACGGUCACAAAUUGACAGCGCAUAGCGAACCCAGGAAGAUGUCACACGGUGUCUACCAGACCUUUUUCAGCUGGUUUGAUGACCACAGCAACCCCGCGCAAGAUGAUGUUGCGCAGAUCCUGAAGGACGACCUUUACAGGGACCCUUUGAGGUACUACCUCACGCCACUCUGGCAGCCCAGAGAGAACGGCAGUGAUGGCGACGGCACCACAGCAGAUCGCAGUGGCAAUGACAAUGGCUACGACUGUGUAGUAAUCUCCGACUCAGACGAAGAAACUGCUGAGGCGGAACCUGGCCGCAGUGCUGGGGAGGAAGGGGAGCAGGAAAAACAAGAAGGAGAAGAAGAACAAGGAGGAGAAGGAGAGGAGCAAGAGGAGGAGGAAGAGGAGGAGGAGGAAGGACUGCUGAGUGCAGAUGAGAGCCAGGAAGAAGGUGAAAGUGGAGAAAUUGUUAUUGACGGCUCGGACGACAGCGAGCAGGAGGAUGAGGCGGCCUGAAAAAGGAAGUUAGGAAUGAUAGCGGGUAUGCCCCAACAUCUUUUGGAUGUUAGUUAUGUUAUGCACAAAAUGUCAUAUUUUUGUAAUGUACAAAAAUAUGAUCUAUAGAUGCUUUUUAAAUCAGGGUUAACUUAAUAAAGCCAAGGGAAGGUUACUUAUCAUUUUCUAGAAAAGUACACUGUACAAAAAGAUUGCUUUUGGAAAACAUUUUCGGCUGCCGACUUUUAGCAAAGCAAACAAAUGACGAGAAUCUCGCAGUCAUGGGAAGUAGUGUUUUACCUUUGGCUGUUCUUCCUCUUGUGAUGCAUUUGACUAUAUUGACCACAUUUCAGGAGCGCUUAGAUCUCAACCAAAAUGUGUUCUCAGGGAUGGGCCCACACUCGAUUACUCAAUUUGGGGCUGUGAGGACGAAAAUGUCUACUCUUCUGUAGUCAAAAGAAGCAUAUAUUGUUUUCAUAAGCUUAAAGACCCCCCCACCCCAACUACCCCUCGACAUGGCAAUGCAGCAAACAUGGCACAUACUGCCACUGUUGUUGUGUAGUUUGAUCAGUGUAUGUGGAAUUUUGUCUUUAGUAGAUUGACAUCAGCUUCAACAUUUUGUGUAAAAUUUUGCUUUUUUUGUGGAAUUUGACAUUUUUGGACAUUGUGGCACACUUAUGAGGAUGAUAGCAUCAGCAUUCAGAUUCUUGGGUGGCACAAUUAUGUAUUUUUAUGUUCUUCCCCUGUCGUUCUGCAGCCCUUUGUCACCCAAGUUGUGCUGCAUUUGAAAUCUCUUCUCUUGUACUGUUUUAUUGAUUUGAAAUGCUUAUCCAUAGAACAAUUCUCAAUGUUUGUCAAUGUAAUCAAAAAAAUGGCAAGAUGCUUCCAGGUGACAGGAAUUGAGUGAUACCGCUGACUUGGAGAGGUCAGCGUUGGUUUUUUUUUUCCCUUUUUAUUUCCCUCUCCUAAAUGAAUUAGCCAGUUCCUCAAUCAUCAUCUGUAUUUCCAUUGCAUCUAUUAUUGAAUUGAUUAACCAUUUUGAAAUUUAAAUUACAGCUGGCAUCAGAUAUCCCCAACAGCGGUUUGCCUCAUGUAAAGUCUUUCUUUUUUGAUUGACACCACAUGAUGGCAGUAGAGAAGGUGGCCAAAAUCAUCAUUCAAGCCUUUUACCUUGUUUUCCCAAUGGCUCUGCCUUGGUUAAAUUCCACGGGAGUGUUUGACCACCUCCGGCCGCUGGAGAACGCUUGAGAUUACUCGGAAGAUUAUGUGAUUUCAUGGUGAAUUAGUAUAUUUUGAAAGACUCAGAUUACCCGGAAGAUUGUGUGAUUUCAUGGUGAAUUGGUAUAUUUGAAAAGACUCAGACCAAGUUAACACGCCCAAAAUGUUACAUCCAGGAACUGUCAACUGUAUAUAAACCUGAGAAAGAAGCACAGUGUGGCAAGUGAACAAUAACGGAGUAUGGCGUUUCUUGACCUCAAUUGUGCCAAAGCACAUAUUUGACAUUAGAAAAAUCCCACACUUUUAUGUAUUUUUUUUUUUUUUGCAAAUCUAUUCUAAUUCUCUGUCAUCAUGUGCAUGGGUUACUUUCACAAAAGAUUUACAAAACAAAUAGAUUUUGCUCUUUUUGCCAAUGCAAUGUUAAUGGCGCAACAAAUUUGAAUUCUCAGGAGGUUUCCUGAAAAGUGAUGGUUUGGGGUAUGAGGAUCCUGCUCGAUGCCAGUGGUGCCUUGCGGUACGAGCUUAAUUAAUGCCGUUACCAUGCGCGUAACUGGAAAUGCUCAUUUUCCCCUUGAAAUGAGUAGAAAAGCCCUUGGACUAUUUUAGCCUCCCCAAAUUCAUUGCAGCUACUUAUGUGUAUGACCCUUCAACCAAGGCCAGUAUAAUACUAUUGCAUUAAAAUAAAAAAAGCACUCGGUAAUAUUAGUCGUUCUUUGCAGAGGAGAAAGACUCCCAAAUUAGGUCACUUGUAUCUGAAGGCACCACUGAAAUAAUGAUCUUGUCUCAAUAUAAAUGACUGGCACUUCAGAAUGGCAGCAAUGUUGUGCAACACUCACAGCAGUAGUUCACCAAUAGGCAUUUAAUUAUGAGCAUCUUGAAUUCACUAACAUUGCAUCAGUUUGUGUUCACGACACUAUUUUGAAAUCCCCCCCCUUGCGGUGUACCUUGUGUGCUUUUGUAGAACAUUGUAUACUUUUGUUGCUUUGGUUAUUUUUCAUUUCGUUUGGGAUGAGAUGUCCACCCUUUACCCUAAUAAAGUAGGAAGUUGUUUCA